Cucurbitaria berberidis CBS 394.84 is the source of this 1530-nucleotide messenger RNA. RefSeq lists its product as uncharacterized. Bases 1 to 1530 code for a protein of 509 amino acids. The record is from RefSeq and is a predicted model, not a curated record. The transcript has 2 exons. NCBI's taxonomy places the organism in Eukaryota, Fungi, Ascomycota, Dothideomycetes, Pleosporales, Cucurbitariaceae.
AUGGCCAGUUGUUCACCAACUCUAGCCGCCCAGAAGAGAUGGCGUAUGCCACAUCAGACGAAGAAAGACCCCGAGAACCCAUCAAUUGAACAACCUAAGAACAAGCCUCUACGAACUCAAGAUUCCCCCCAGACGAAGCCUCGCGCGCAGGUUGAGAAGCAAAAGCGACCUCGAGAAGAUGAAGUUAUACCCUCCCGCCUUUUGCUCGAGAGGGCCUCAGAACCAACACGAACAGUUUGGAAGACAACCGGCGAAGCUCGAGUUGACUACUGGAGAGAGAAUGGAACCUGGCCAAACGCGGAGCAAGAAGAAACCAUGGAUCGUUUUCGAGAGCUUGUCCAGCCUGCGCUGGCAAGAAAGAAGUCAUCGGUUUCCCUACGUCGCAAAUGUUCAGAUGCGAGCAUCAACUCCGAAACAGUCCUAACACGAACACCGAGCGACCAAUUGCCGCGGGAACAGAAGAGCGCCCCAUACCGACAUCCUCGUUAUGAAAGCCAGCUCAGUGAACGCGGUAGCUUCAUGAAUAAAUACAAGAAUAUCAGUGUGGAGAGCAAAGAGCUUUGCCAAAAGCUUCUAAAGUCGCCACAGUCGCCGCCAAAAGAUACAUCGUUUGAAGAUGAUCUGUUCGAGGAUACUUUGAAAUUGAUCAAAGGCAGGAACGAGACCAGGGUGAUUCGUGACAUCGCGCAGCUGAUUGUUCCUUCUGCCGAAAUUCUAGCAAUUCGCGGCUCUAAGCAUCUAGAGAUUCUCCGAGAGACUACCAACGCCGGCUGGAACAACGCUAUCCCAUUUUACGGAUCAGGACCGCAACCAGACUACAGCCUUGGAUUCAAGCGGGAAGCUUUUACUAAGGAACAACUGCAAAAGCUUCAGCCCUUUAUUGGAAACGAUCUGGAAGAUUGCUCCUAUUUUGCCGCCACGUACGAUAUGUACUUUCCAUUCCUAACCAGCGAAGUGAAAUGCGGAGCAUCCGCGCUUGAUAUCGCCGAUCGACAAAACGCUCACAGUCAAACUGUCUUAUCACGUGGUCUUUUCGAGCUCUUCCGUCUUGUAGGCCGAGAGAGAGAGCUUCACAACACAAUCAACGGCUUUUCAUACUCGCAUAGUGAUGUUGAUGUGCGAAUUUGGGCACAUUUGAUUGUCAUAAAUGGUGACAACCCUGAGUUCUACCGAGAACCAAUUGCGAAGUUUGACAUCGAAAAGACAGCACAAGCGGACAACAGAUGGGUUGCAUGGACUGUUGCCAUGAACAUCCUUGAUUUAUGGGCCACUGAUCACUUUAAACUGAUCUGCUCUGCUAUCGAUAUGUUACCCGCUGGCUUGAACUUCGACGUCUCUGAGCUGUCCGAACUUCAAUCCGUAGAUGCAGACCUAGUCUCGUCACGCUCAGGAUUGUCCCAGCAACUUGAAGAGUAUACCUUAGCUCAUGAUCAUGUCGUACUGGACAGUCAGCCGAGUGUUCAGCAGAUCACCCCAGCCACAACAAUCCAAACAAAGUCGGGCAACUCCAAGAAGAAAAAGACGAAGUAA